AUGGGAGAAUUGUGCUCUACUGGUACGAAAAUUAAAAUCAAAAUUUACAAUACAUAAGAAAUUAUGAAAAUACUUGAUUAGGAACAUACUAGAAGAAAUCUAGAAUCUAUUUCUAUUCAAUUAAAGAACUCAGUCUUCAAUCUUUUUCUAUUAAUAGAUUCCUAGAUGACUUAGAACAAAUAAAAAUUACUAUUUGAAAGUGAUAGAAUUAUUGCUCAUAAUACUAUCCAUAAAUACUUAAGGAUUUUGAUCAAUUCUUAUUAUAUUCCAUUUCAACAAAAUUUUAUGAAUGUCGCCUAUCCUAUGCUCGAACUUUGUGUAGUUAAAGUAAGAUUGAUAUUGAAUUAGAUCUUGAUUGAAUCAUACUUAGCCAUGAAAACCUUAAAUUCAAAGCAAGAAAUUUGGUGGAAUUCUAACUAUUUUUAAAUAAGAAAACGAGUUCUGAUAUAGGAAUUUAAAAUGGAUGUGAAACCUUAGAAACCAAGCAUUGAAGCACCAUUCAUUGAAUAUCUACAGUUAUUAAUAGACAUAAUCGAAACAUAACUCAAUUAUGCAUGUGUCUUAAACUUAUAAGAAAAAAAAAAUAUCCAAUAAAUAUCAGAAUCUCAUACAGGCACUAAUAUAUUCUAUAGUGAAUUAAGAAGAAACAUUGAAUUAUGA
Paramecium pentaurelia is the source of this 660-nucleotide messenger RNA. The record is from the annotation of a GenBank genome assembly. NCBI's taxonomy places the organism in Eukaryota, Ciliophora, Oligohymenophorea, Peniculida, Parameciidae.